AUGAUAAAAGGACUUACUCAAGCCCGGCUGGUGAAAGGCCGCGCUGCUACCAGUUAUAGCUGGCAGAAUAAUACAGUACAGAACAGUAACAAUCAGUCGUACACGGAGCGCCUCCUGAGCCCGAGGCUGCCGGGCUCGGCUCGCCUUGGAAUGACUCUCUCGGCUCCUCUUCGUCGUCGGUCCAAUGUUGCUGCCUCGCCGCCUCGUUUCUCCGCGAUGGGUGGAGAAGACGAGCUUAUCUUGACAUCGGCUACGACUUCAAUCACGACGACUGCACCCAUCCGCAUUCCUGUCUCACUGCGUCAACAGACGUCAAGUCGGUUCAGCGCUCCUGACAACCAAUUUCAUACCGCCGACUUAGCUAACGAGAGACAAUUCGUCAUUGAUGACUUAACGAUCCGAUCGCAGUCAUCCUACGAACUCCUGAAGCAUGUUGCUGCAGAGAUCAUCUCAUUAUCGAAGGUUGGCGACCAUGCGUCCCGCAUGUUUUUGGCUCGCUGGGACAAUGCGUACCGAUGUCGGGGCGCAGGAUAA
This is a messenger RNA of Haemonchus placei, 534 nucleotides long. Lineage: Eukaryota; Metazoa; Nematoda; Chromadorea; Rhabditida; Trichostrongylidae. The record is from the annotation of a GenBank genome assembly.